Messenger RNA from Colletotrichum spaethianum, 777 nucleotides. Its product is annotated as ERF1 methyltransferase catalytic subunit MTQ2. Gene Ontology annotation, biological process: methylation. Gene Ontology annotation, molecular function: S-adenosylmethionine-dependent methyltransferase activity; nucleic acid binding; protein methyltransferase activity. The record is from RefSeq and is a predicted model, not a curated record. Gene Ontology annotation, cellular component: eRF1 methyltransferase complex. Bases 1 to 777 code for a protein of 258 amino acids. NCBI's taxonomy places the organism in Eukaryota, Fungi, Ascomycota, Sordariomycetes, Glomerellales, Glomerellaceae. The transcript has a single exon.
AUGCUCCCCACGCCAGAUACAUCCCACGUCCCCUUCGAGCGGGUCUACGAGCCGGCAGAGGACUCUUACCUCCUCCUGGACACCCUCUCCGCCCCCUCGGAGACCGAGUUUCUCGCUUCCCGCUUCGGCGCCUCUUCGUCGCCGACCCCAGCGGCACCUCUGGUUGUCGAAAUCGGCACCGGCUCCGGCGUCGUGAUUGCCUUCAUCGCCGCGCACGCGCGCACGCUCUUCGGCCACCCCCACAUCCUUGCCUCGGGCGUCGACCUCAACGGGCACGCUUGCAAGGCGACAAACGCCACCGUGCUCCGCGCCCGCGCCGAGAACCCGGAUACCGCAUCGCAGUCCUGGCUCGGCGCCGCCAUGGGCGACCUCACGGCCCCGCUGAGGGCGCGGAGCGUCGACGUGCUGGUCUUCAACCCGCCCUACGUCCCCUCCCCCGAACUCCCCGCGCAGACGUCCGGCGCGCUGGUCGCGGAUGGCGAGAAGAAGACGACGUUUGACGAGGACUCGUAUCUGCUCUCGCUGUCGUAUGCUGGCGGGCGGGACGGGAUGGAGACAACGGACCGGCUGAUCGAAGCACUGCCCGGAGUCUUGUCGGAAAGGGGUUGUGCGUACAUCUUGCUGUGUGCGCAGAACAGGCCCGAGGAGGUCAAGGCCCGGAUCGAAGGGUUUGGGGCGGGCUGGAGGGCCGUCACGGUGGGAGAGAGCGGGAAGAAGGCUGGGUGGGAGAAGUUGCAGAUCAUCAGGGUGUGGAGGGAAAGGCAGCAGGAGCCGUAG